Molecule: messenger RNA, 2054 nt
Organism: Medicago truncatula (barrel medic)
Lineage: Eukaryota; Viridiplantae; Streptophyta; Magnoliopsida; Fabales; Fabaceae
Product: protein NRT1/ PTR FAMILY 5.2
Exons: 4
Coding region: 64-1845 (593 amino acids)
Biological process (GO): transmembrane transport; dipeptide transport
Cellular component (GO): membrane
Molecular function (GO): dipeptide transmembrane transporter activity; tripeptide transmembrane transporter activity
Source: RefSeq, a predicted model, not a curated record
UCAUAACCAUUCUCUUCUUUCCCGUCCAAGGAGGAACCAAAGAGCAAAGAAAAAGAGAGGGCUAUGGAAGAAGGUAGAGUAGUGAAAGAGGAGUACACAGAAGAUGGAACUGUGAAUCUUAAAGGGAAACCUGUUCUUAGAUCCAAAACUGGUGGUUGGAAAGCUUGUUCCUUUGUUGUUGUGUAUGAAGUAUUUGAAAGAAUGGCAUAUUAUGGAAUAUCAUCAAAUUUGAUCCUCUUAUUCACAAAGAAACUUCACCAAGGAACAGUGACUGCUAGUAACAAUGUGACCAAUUGGGUUGGGACCAUUUGGAUGACACCUAUUUUAGGUGCUUAUGUUGCUGAUGCUCACCUUGGUCGUUUUUGGACUUUCCUCAUUGCAUCCUUCAUUUAUCUCUCGGGUAUGUCUUUGCUUACAUUAGCAGUGUCACUUCCUACCUUAAAGCCACCUGAAUGCCAUGAAUUAGAUGUAACAAAAUGCAAAAAACUCUCUACAUUACAAUUAGCUGUGUUCUAUGGUGCACUUUACACUCUAGCAAUAGGAACAGGUGGAACCAAACCCAACAUCUCAACCAUUGGUGCAGACCAAUUUGAUGAUUUUCAUCCUAAAGAAAAAUCACAUAAACUUUCAUUUUUCAAUUGGUGGAUGUUUAGCAUCUUCUUUGGGACCCUUUUUGCUAAUACUGUUCUAGUUUAUAUCCAAGAUAAUGUUGGUUGGACUCUUGGAUAUGCUUUGCCAACUCUAGGAUUAGCAAUAUCAAUCAUGAUAUUCUUGGGAGGAACACCCUUUUAUAGACACAAAUUGCCUGCAGGGAGUACUUUCACUAGAAUGGCUAGGGUCAUAGUUGCUUCUUUGAGAAAAUGGAAAGUACCUGUUCCUGAUGAUACUAAAAAACUAUAUGAACUUGAUAUGGAAGAGUAUGCUAAGAAAGGGAGUAACACUUACAGAAUUGAUUCCACUCCAACAUUGAGGUUCCUAGACAAGGCAAGUGUCAAAACAGGCUCAACUAGUCCAUGGAUGUUAUGCACAGUUACACAUGUAGAAGAGACAAAACAAAUGCUAAGGAUGAUUCCAAUCUUGGUUGCUACAUUUGUUCCAAGUACAAUGAUGGCUCAAGUAAACACCCUUUUUGUAAAACAAGGAACAACACUUGACAGACACAUUGGAAGCUUCAAAAUUCCACCAGCAAGUUUAGCUGCAUUUGUCACAUUGUCCUUGCUUGUCUGUGUAGUGCUCUAUGACCGUUUCUUUGUAAGGAUUAUGCAGAGAUUAACCAAGAAUCCAAGAGGGAUUACCCUUCUUCAAAGAAUGGGAAUUGGUCUUGUUCUUCACACAAUUAUCAUGGUAGUUGCCUCUGUGACAGAAAAUUAUAGGCUUAGAGUGGCAAAAGAACAUGGUUUAGUUGAAAGUGGAGGACAAGUUCCUUUGAGUAUUUUCAUUUUGCUUCCUCAGUUUAUACUUAUGGGAACAGCUGAUGCAUUUCUAGAGGUUGCGAAAAUCGAGUUUUUCUAUGAUCAAGCUCCAGAAAGCAUGAAGAGUAUUGGAACUUCGUAUUCUUCAACUACAUUAGGCGUUGGAAAUUUCAUCAGUUCAUUCCUUUUGUCGACAGUAUCGCAUAUAACUCAGGAACAUGGUCAUAAAGGGUGGAUUUUGAACAAUCUGAAUGAUUCUCAUCUUGAUUACUACUAUGCGUUUUUCGCGGUGUUGAACUUCUUGAACUUGGCUUUCUUCGCGUUUGUUACAAGGUUUUAUGUAUAUAGGGCUGAAGUUUCGGAUUCUAUAGACAUGCUUGCCAAUGAACUGAAGGAAAAGAAAGAGGCUAACCAUGUGAACCUUAUAGAGUAAGUGAUUGGAUCUAUUAGGAAGAAUGUUUAUGAUCAAAAAAUUCCAAAUUUGGAUGGCCAAAGAACUAUAAUUAUGUAUAUAUUUUGUGUGUGAUGGUUUUGGUGACUGGAAAGCCACUUUAGAACAUAAUUCUAAUCAAGUUAGUUAGAGGAAUCCAUUCCAGUGUGUGAUCAUUUGUCCAGUGCAGCCAUAUUGUUAUUGUUUUUGAA